GGUGUAAGUUUAAACAGGAGAGGACCCCGUAGUUUGCACUGAAACUGCAGGAUGUCAGGAAAAGACAGGAUCGAAGUGUUCCCCUCUCGGAUGGCUCAGACCAUCAUGAAGGCGCGUUUGAAAGGGGCACAAACGGGUCGAAACUUACUGAAGAAGAAAGCGGACGCCCUGUCUAUGCGCUUUCGCCAGAUUCUGAGGAAGAUCAUCGAGACCAAGACCCUGAUGGGUGAGGUGAUGCGGGAGGCGGCCUUCUCUCUGGCAGAGGCAAAGUUUGCUGCUGGAGAUUUCAGCACCACGGUGAUCCAGAACGUGACCAAAGCGCAGGUGAAGGUCAGGGCAAAGAGGGACAACGUGGCAGGUGUUACCCUGCCGGUGUUUGAGCAUUACCAAGAGGGAGGGGACAGCUAUGAGCUGACUGGUUUGGCCAGAGGAGGAGAGCAGCUGGCCAAGCUGAAGAGGAAUUAUGCCAAGGCAGUGGAGCUGCUGGUGGAGUUGGCUUCCCUGCAGACCUCAUUUGUCACUCUGGAUGAGGCCAUUAAGAUCACCAACCGCCGUGUGAACGCCAUCGAACACGUAAUCAUCCCUCGGAUCGAGCGAACGCUCAGCUACAUCAUCUCUGAGCUGGACGAGAGGGAGCGAGAGGAGUUCUACAGGCUGAAGAAGAUCCAGGAGAAGAAGAAGCAGAUCAAGGAGCGGACGGAGAAGGAGAUGGCGGCUCGUUUGGCUACGCUGGGGCCCAUCAGUGAACCUGCCAACCUGCUGACGGAGGAGACGGACGAGGACCUGUUGUUCGAGUGACCCGGCUGUCAGAGAGGCUGAGCUGGAGAAUUUAUUAUUUAUUUACGAGCCUUCAAGGCCAUGGUGUCUUGUGGAACUAACCGUGUCUUUCGUUUCUUUUGGGUCCUUGUCCAUUUUGUUGUUUUGUUUAUUUCCUUUUAGUAAUCAAACGUUUUAACUGAGAUUCAGAUUUUUCUGGCAAAAUGGUCCCUAGUUCUUACAGGUACAUUGCAUCGUUCCUGUUCUUUCAGGGACCAAAUGAAGACAGGUUCUAGAUCAAAAAUUGGGAUUUGAGUUGAAGGGGCGUGAUGGUUGUGUUUUUCAGUUUUGGUCAUCAAAUGAGACAAAUGCACUUCAUCUGGUGUGUAUGUGCAUCAGAUAACCUCGACCUGUACAAAGCAAGUCAAAGGAAUCAGCCAAACUGGAAGUUGCUGUGAAUACGGUUUCCAUCAGGAUAAACUUGUAUAUGAACAAAAUAGUAAACAAUAUGCAACUUUCAACUUCAGCCUUUAUAUUUUUAAAAUUCUGUUGACAAUAUGUAAUUAGUAAUCUGCAGAACUGUCUUAAAUGGCUGGGUAUAUAUAUGACAUAGCACUUUGGAUGUCUCGGCGACUAAAAUGAACCCUUUUUCUGUAACACCCUGCGUCGUUACCAGCCAUGCCAAAGUUACAGAUGCACACUGGAACGUGUUCAUUUCCUGCCCUACACAUGGUUUACAUAAGAGUCUACUUGUAUGGCAAAGUAAACCCUGGCUUGCAGUAGUGCAUUGAAGUUCAUUGCAACUAAGAUGUUUAGCACAACAGCUGGAGAUCCUAAUGGUAAAUUAAUUGCUUUUAGCAUUUAUCAAGCAUGUUUAGUACGCUGCCAUGUCCAACAAUCAUUUAUUCUAAUGCUCUUACUUGGGCCUUGCUAUUAACUCAUUCACCAUACACUGUGCCGUCAACCUGCCCAGGCAGAAUAAGGAUCUUUUUGCCUUUCUCCGAACUAAGAGUGUGUACUGCUCAUGUGUCUUUCCCCCCCAUACCUUUGGACGAAGUUGUAUAAGCCAUCUGGUGCUUUACCCUUAUGCUGGAGGGCUGUACCUGAAGCAUGUCUCUCCCCCAGUCAGAACACUUUCAAAUGGGAAUAAACCCGAUGAACCAGCAUGAUCAAGGCCUCCUGUGCAUU
Megalops cyprinoides (Indo-Pacific tarpon) is the source of this 1944-nucleotide messenger RNA. Its product is annotated as V-type proton ATPase subunit D-like. The transcript has 9 exons. The coding region runs from base 52 to 798 and encodes 248 amino acids. Lineage: Eukaryota; Metazoa; Chordata; Actinopteri; Elopiformes; Megalopidae. Gene Ontology annotation, molecular function: proton-transporting ATPase activity, rotational mechanism. Gene Ontology annotation, cellular component: proton-transporting V-type ATPase complex. The record is from RefSeq and is a predicted model, not a curated record.